GAAGUGCCACCGUAAUGGAAGAGAUGGAUACGGAGGACCAGGAACCUCUUCACCAAGUCAACGCCACCUCGUGUUGUGCCAAAAGUUUCACUCUUAUGUAUUCAUCGUGGUUGUCCUCGCAUCUUCGUAUCUGUGCGUUUGUUGCUGGUGCCUUCCUAUUAUCAUCCCUCACCGUUUCACUGUGCUUUUCAGAGCUGCCAGAGUUUGACGAUCCAGCAAAAGAGUUUAUCACUAUAGGAACGCCUAUGGCCGCCAGGCUUUACCAGCUUAAAGCACUGCAGUACAAUACCAUCUCAGUUCCGUCCAUGCAUCAAAAUAUUGCCCGAACCCCAAGGUCGAUUCCUGCUGUGGAGGAGAUUCGCUUCUGUUUCGAGUUACCAGACCAACAGAGCGAUCAACUGUGGACUCGGUUUGCAUCGAUGGGCAAAAUGGUGAUCACCUUGCACGACAUCGACACCAACCAGACAUUCCCGACUGUCCCAGGUGCGGUGCAGAGUCUGUGCCACCUGCAGCGUCGCAUUGAACAACUUCCAGGCUACGCGCGAUUGUGCUCCAAAGCGAGUCUGUUUGACCCGCAUUCACACUGCUGCCCGGUGUGGUCGCUGCCCAAUUUCGUCGCUUCCAUUGUCCGGAAGACGUCCUGUGAAACGGUCACCUCGGCGGACGUUGCGCGCGUGCACAGCCUCGUCCAGGUGUGCAGGGCCUUCUUCCUCUCUGGCGAAUUGAAGCGCUCGUGUUGGGAUGCCGCUUCGCCUUCACACUGGCUGUGCCCGGGCGUUCCGCGCGAGUGCUUCGCCCAUCCGCACCUCCUCCUGCUCUUGGCAAUCGCUGGACCCCUCGACACGGGCACCUCCGCGUGGAAUUCUACGCUGUUUGUGCUGCCCGUGUGGCCACAAGUGGGCUUGGCGUUGUGGCGGGACGCCUCUCUCGACAAUCCGCAAACUCUCUCCAAACUUACCGAAAAUCUGACUGUCCCGCUUACUAUUGAGGCGAUCGAUUUAGGCGUGUACAAUGACCUCUCACGGUACUACCUCCUGUCAGACUCAGUGUGGCUGGCGCUCGGUGCCGGCUGUCUGGCUGUUCUCUUGCUCAUUAUGACCGAUGGCUGUGUCAGCAUCGUUGCUGUCACCUUUCUGGCCAUCGCCUGGUCCCUAGUCGUGGCUUACGCCCUCUACACUCGGGUCUUUAAGAUCCCCUCCUUCCCUCUGAUCAACAUGAUGUCGAUAGUUCUACUCUUGGGACUUGGAGCCGAUGACAUACUCGUCUUCUUCAAGCUGAAACAACGAUUUACGAAUGCCAUGAGCUUUCUCCUAGGUCUAUUCACCAGUGAUGACUCUCAGAUGUGUUGGUUUCUGCACUUGACUCGUAGAACGCUAGGUCAACUUCAGCACAACCUUAAACCGUCCAUUUGGCAGCGUGUUUGGAAGUCCGUCCAACCAGUUCCUGAUGAUGUCAAAUCUCUAACGGACAAGAGCGUCCGGCUGGCUACAACCCUGAAUCACGCCGUGCCCUCAGUGUGCCUAACCAGUCUCUCAACUCUUGGCGGUCUCUUGAUCAGUCUUAACUCGGACAUAGUGGCCGUUAAGCGCUUCUCAGCGUUCGCCAGCUUAACCGUCACCUGUCACAUGCUCUAUGUGUUUGUCACCGUGCCAGUCGCCCUCCUCCUCUUCAUCCCUCCAACUCGCAGAACCUGUCUGCGCGCACCGCAGAAACGCGUUUCUUUGGCGGCACUCAUAGUUAGAGUACGAUUUAUCUUCCCAUUUUUGACACUCGCGGUGAUCGGUGUAUCCAUCUACUUUCUUUUCUUUGCUGGCCGACUUACAUUCCCUGCGGGUUCUCUGCAGCCGGCGUUUUACAAGGAAACGCACCCAACAGAAGUGUAUAAGAGGAGGGGAAAUGAGUUCUCGUGGGCGGAGAACACGUUGCGGCGCUACCAAGGUCUAGUCACGGUUCACAUGGUCUGGGGGGUCACUGAACGAGACCCGAGAAGUCACUGGACGUGGGUGCCGCAGGAGGACACUUUACAGCACAUUGCGUGGGACAGCGACUUCGAUAUACUCUCUCCGGAAGCACAGUCUUGGUUGCGGACAUUCUGCACGGAACUCACGAAGAUGCCGCGUUCAUUUGUCGCACCGCAGAUCCCCGUGCGUCGGAGCUACCUGGAAGCUUCCAGUCUGCUCCCCGUGUCCAGCAGCUCCCGGUGUCCGUUCGGAAGGGACGUAUUCUCUAUCGGUGAUUACAUGGCGUCGAUCGAUUGCUCAUCCGUGCACACAUCACCCUGCUGCUCAAACGACACUGCAGCCUGCCUGGCUGCCUAUGCUCUUAAGUCGCGUUUUCCCACGGGCCUGCGGUUCUCACCACACUCGAGUAAAGUGGUAGGCCUGCUCAUAUCUGCAGUCGCCAAUGUCUCACUCAGCAACGCGACCUACUCUGAGAUGCUGACGUACACCCAGGAACUGCAGUCGUGGUUCUCGUCUAUUCUCUCCACUGCACCUCGUGGUCUGUCGCGCGGAUUUGUUGUAAGCCAGGAGCUAGCGGCCUUCGACACGUACCAGGACCUCCUCAAAUUCCUGCCCCUUUCUAUCGCACUGUCCGUGACCCUAGCCGCCUCCCUGGUCUAUUUGUCUACUCUUAAUCUGCCCCUCGCAUUUACAUCACUGGUGUCAGUGAUGGCUUCGCUGCUUCUCUGUUGCUUGUUUCUGGUUGCAUUUGAUGAGUGGACCCUAGGAAUAGUUGAAGUCCUUAUCCUCAGUUUGUCCGCUGGCUUGGCCGUCGACCCCUGCAUACACCUGGCCUUCGCCAUCGUUCGAUCGACCCAGGCAACCCUAGAAUGGUCUCAGCGCUGUCGAACUGCCCUGGAAACCGUUGGCUGCGCCGUCACCGGGGCCGCACUCAGCACUGCGAUAGCUGGUUCUGCUGUGAUACCAAGCAGUUUAAAGUGCUAUCAUCAGAUGGGUGUGUUUCUACUCAUUCUGAUGACAUCGUCACUGGCGUUUUGCGGAGCUGCCUUCGUCGGCUGUGUAGCGUGUUUCCCGAACAAGUGCGCCUCCCCCUGUCGCAGUAGCCGUCGAGAGAAUUUCUCGUAA
This is a messenger RNA of Mesocestoides corti, 3086 nucleotides long. NCBI's taxonomy places the organism in Eukaryota, Metazoa, Platyhelminthes, Cestoda, Cyclophyllidea, Mesocestoididae. The record is from the annotation of a GenBank genome assembly.